AUGAAGCUAGUCAUAUAUUUUACCGCAAUAGCUACACUUAUUACUGCUGCACUUGCAUACGAGACUGCUCUGAAGUUCUUUCACGUGGUUGCAAGAGAUGAGAAUGGUCGCUUGGUACAAAUCGGUUUUGAGGGCGAGUUAGUUGCUGGUUCUGAAUCCGACAAUCCUAUUUAUUUCUCCUUAGAUUCUAAUGGCAUUCUUAAGUUCGACGAUUUUAUUGUGGCAAGGAAGGGUGGUAGACUUAUUGGAACUAAUAGGAAAGAGUUGCGCAAUGCUGAAUGGGGUUUAGUUAAUGGAAACCAACUCAGCUUCAAUGGAAAGAGAACUUUCCACAUCUGUAGCGAUCAACAAAAUAUAGUCAGCAAGAAGGGAUAUCUCAGCCUAUCUUCUGGAGUAGGUUGCUCUUCUGUAGUUUUGGAGGCAGUCUUUGGAAAGUCAUAUCUUCAGGACAACCGGUGGAAAAAGAGGGCAGAAUCUGAUACACUUACAGAGACCUCUCCUCCAUUUCCUGUCCCUAAUCCAUCAGAUGAAGCACCAGUGGAGACGCCAGUGGAGACACCUGUUGAACCACCAGUUGAAACACCAGUGGAGACACCUAUCGACACACCAGUUGAGACACCUGUUGAACCACCUGUUGAUACACCUGUUGAUACACCAGUUGAGACACCAGUUGAGACACCAAUCGACACACCGGUUGAGACACCUGUUGAACCACCAGUUGAGACACCAGUUGAGACACCAGUUGAGACACCAGUUGAGACACCUAUCGAUACACCUAUCGACACACCUAUCGACAUACCUAUUGAAACGCCCAUUGAAACGCCCAUUGAUCCAGGCGAUGAAUGCACUCCCACUAGCACAACCUACUUUUUCACAAUGUUUACUGAAAUCAUUACCUACUGCAAUGCCUGUAAUGAACCGGGCUGCGAACUAGUGUGCGUAACAGAAACAUUCAUGCCAUCCGGAGUGUGGUUAUCCCUUCUUUAUGAUAGUGACUGUACUAUUGAUACUAGCGAGCCUACUGGUCCUAUUGAUUCUAUUGACAAUAGUUGUUCCAUUGUUACUAAAAUCUUGACACCAUCCGAUAUAGCUAUCCCGACAGGUUGCGAACCAGUAGUAGAAUGUGAAACAACAGUUGAACUUGUAGGAUAUGAGUCUGUGGUUGAAGAUGGAAGUACAAUUUUUGGGGACAUUCCAAGUACUAUUACAAAGUGUGUUACUGCAGUUCCAGAUUGCGUAAUUGAGAGCUUAAUUACUAUCACUACCCAAGUUUGUCUUCCAGAAAUUCCACUUCCCGAGGGAUGUAGUAGUGUAACGAUUACAACAACCUCAACUAUAGAUGUACCUACAAUUUGUCCUACUGAAAGUGAAAUUUGCGAGGAAACAACAUAUGUGACUAUCUUUUCUCCAAGUGGUGCAGUAUUUAUUAUGGAACCUCUUCCAACCACCGUUACAACUAGUCUUUGUCAUUUCGCUUCAUGUCCUACACCAGGGGUAUCUACUGUCACUUAUACUACAGUGGUUCAGGAAUGUGAUGGCGAGAUUGUAGACCCUACCAAACCUAACAACCCUAAUGAUCCAAAGAACCCUAACGAUCCAAAGAACCCUAACGAUCCAAAGAACCCUAACGAUCCAAAGAAUCCUAAUGAUCCAAAGAAUCCUAAUGAUCCAAAGAACCCUACCAAUCCAAAGACUCCAGACCCCAAGAGCCCAAGCUCAAGUACGUCAGAUAAACCAAGGGGCACUCCAGGAGUUGAAGAUGACGACAACCAAGACGAAGGCACUGGUUCAUCUCUUCAUUAUUUCUCGGGAGCUGCAGUUUUAGUAGUUACAUCAAUUCUUCUCUUUCUUUGA
This is a messenger RNA of Scheffersomyces stipitis CBS 6054, 1854 nucleotides long. RefSeq lists its product as uncharacterized. The record is from RefSeq and is a predicted model, not a curated record. The transcript has a single exon. The coding region runs from base 1 to 1854 and encodes 617 amino acids. Lineage: Eukaryota; Fungi; Ascomycota; Pichiomycetes; Serinales; Debaryomycetaceae.